GGGUGACACUCGAGUACUACGAAAUAGCGUAGUGGCAAUAGUAUGGCGGCACAUCAGACCAACCGCCUGCGAUGUCCGCGCGGUAUGCACGAGGUUACGACCCAUCGCUUGUUGGUUUUGGACAAGAAGGCGCGGAAGCGACUGCAUGUUGGGUGCACCAACUUGUCCAAGUCGGCGUCGGUGCCAGCAUUGCAUCAGGAACUGGGCGACGAGAACGCCGCGAUGGCAAAAUUAAGCACGUUGUCGGUGGUUCAUCAAGCCAAACUGACAAAUCAGCGAAGUGGACACGCGUCGUCGUCCAAGGCGGCGGUGAUGGCGCUGGCCCCCGUGCCAGCAGCAGCUGCCUCGCCCCCUGUCCCCCCGCGCCCCCACACAUCGCACGAAAUGACAGCGACCAAAGAUAAUCUCGGCCAUGUCGACAAUGCCCAAGCACCAGUGUUGACGAUGAUGCAUCGACGAAGUGAAUCGGACCGAUCGCUGCUUUCGUCAUUGAAAGACCAGCAGCAGCUAGAUGUAGAUGAUAAAGAGACUCAAGACAAGAAUAGCCCCUUGGCCAAAGCCAGCUUUGCGAAGAACAGAGACAAGCUGCGGGACCGCGUGGCCACCAAGUUUGGGUCUUUGCGCGCCAUGUUUCGCGCGUUCGACACACUCGGAUCGGGGGGGAUUUCGCUCGAGCAGUUCCACGCGUCCAUAGCAGGGCUCGGGCUCGACAUCACCGACGCAGACGAGCGGCUGUUGUACCAGACAGUCGACACGAACGGCAACAACUCGAUCGAUUUCAAAGAGUUUUCGGCCAUGUUUGAAGUUGAGCCGAUGCGCAACAGCUUUGUCGACACGGGCAACAGCGCCGAGCGAUUGAAAGCCACCAGGAAGCCCCGUCUCCAAGUUAGCCCCCGGACAAAGGUCCGGAUUAAGGCGUUCCAGGACACGUUAUCGCACACGUUGCUAAAGAAACACGUGUCCCAGCAGGUCGCGUACGGGUCCAACUCGAAAGUGUUGUUGAAUGCGUUUCGACACAUGGAUGUGGACGGCGACGGGUCGUUGUCGUACGACGAGCUCAAAAACGCCCUGGGGCCCCAAAUGCUCGACCUUGAAGUCGACCCCGCCGAGCUCCAAGUCAUGAUCAACACCAUCGACGACGACAAGAACGGAUUCAUCUCAUACAAAGAGUUUGUCAAGUUCUUCUCGCUCAAGCCCGACAUUGACCAAGACGACAUUUUUCACAUUGGACGGCAGCGCGAGCUGGCGCUGCUGGCGUCCCGUCACACGACACGAGACGAACCCCUUCCGUUUAUCGAUUUUGACGACAAAGGCAAGCACCUCGCGCCUCUCGUAGCAGGAGCGUCCAGUAGUAGUAGUACUACUACUACAAGUAGUCGGACCACGGAACCAAACGAUCCGCGAGGCCUGCACGAGAGGCUAGCCCGAAGGACCCUCGACCAGUUCACGGCCAUGUCUUCGUCUUCCUCGUCGUCCCCUGACCAACCGUUGGAAAGUCCUCACAAGUCCCCCCGGGAGUUGGACGCGCUCUUCGCCUCACUCGCCCCUGUCAGUGCGUCCAAAGGUCGGUCGACCGCGCCCAUCGAAUGGAGUCGCAUUGGAGUCGGCGGCAACGACGGCGUAAACAAGCAGUCGGCGUUGUACUUGGCCGAGUCGGAACGUUUUGUGACCACCAACGACGAGCAGUUCGGCCCCAUGUCUAAAGAUCGGCCGAGGGCGGGCCUUCCCCAGCACGACCUGGACAAGCAAGCAAGGCGACUCAAAGGGCGGCAUGCCACCACGAGCCACAACAUCGCCCGCAUCGACCACAACAACGCACAGCGCAAACUGCAGAGCCAAUUGGAAGACAAGGCGCGGCUUCGCGGCAAGUCCAAGCAGCGACACGCGUACAGCAACGGCGUGAUCCAGACCGAGGAGAAGCUGUUCCAGCACAAGAACCAUAUGGCGAAAAAGCCCGGCGGGUCGAGCUUCCAUCGCAUGUGGGCUGGGAGCCUCGAGUCGCAGUUCAAUUCGCAACCGUGGGGGGUGUCCACUGCGGCAACGGUGCAACCAACCCCCGCACGUCCACUGUGAAAGCUGAU
This is a messenger RNA of Aphanomyces astaci, 2081 nucleotides long. RefSeq lists its product as hypothetical. Gene Ontology annotation, molecular function: calcium ion binding. The transcript has 4 exons. The coding region runs from base 43 to 2073 and encodes 676 amino acids. The record is from RefSeq and is a predicted model, not a curated record. NCBI's taxonomy places the organism in Eukaryota, Oomycota, Saprolegniomycetes, Saprolegniales, Verrucalvaceae.